UCUCCCCGCCCCACAAGCCUUUGCAAAGAAGAAAGAACUUGACGGCGAUAAGAUGGAGCAUUAGGGAGAGUCGGCGCUCUGGGGGGGCCGAGGGAAACGGAUCGGAAUAAGGCAGAGGGCGAAGAGUGUCGCAUCUCAGUGGCUUCUAUAUGCUCGCGCCUCGUCUGUCCUUGUGCUGAGAGAAACUACGGACGAGGAUGGCCAGCGCUAGUGGUUCGAAAGCGGAAUUUAUCGUCGGUGGAAAAUACAAACUGGUCAGGAAGAUCGGCAGCGGCUCGUUUGGAGACAUCUAUCUGGCGAUCAACAUCACCAACGGCGAGGAGGUGGCCGUGAAAUUGGAAUCACAGAAAGCGAGGCAUCCCCAGCUUCUCUACGAGAGUAAACUGUACAAGAUCUUGCAGGGAGGAGUCGGAAUCCCGCACAUCCGGUGGUAUGGGCAGGAAAAGGAUUACAAUGUCCUAGUUAUGGACUUGCUUGGACCUAGCCUUGAAGAUCUGUUUAACUUUUGUUCACGAAGAUUCACGAUGAAAACUGUUCUCAUGUUAGCUGAUCAGAUGAUCAGCAGAAUUGAAUAUGUGCAUACAAAGAAUUUUAUUCACAGAGAUAUCAAACCAGACAACUUUCUAAUGGGUAUUGGACGUCAUUGUAAUAAGUGUUUAGAAUCUCCAGUGGGGAAGAGGAAAAGAAGCAUGACUGUUAGCCCUUCUCACGACCCAGCUUUCUCAGGAUUAAAUCAGCUGUUUCUGAUCGACUUUGGUUUGGCCAAAAAAUACCGUGACAACCGGACAAGGCAACACAUACCAUACAGGGAAGACAAAAAUCUUACAGGAACAGCCCGUUAUGCUAGCAUCAAUGCACAUCUAGGUAUUGAACAGAGUCGUCGUGAUGAUAUGGAAUCACUAGGCUAUGUACUGAUGUACUUCAACAGGACAAGUCUUCCUUGGCAAGGACUAAAGGCAGCCACAAAGAAACAGAAAUACGAAAAAAUUAGUGAGAAGAAGAUGUCCACGCCAGUUGAGGUUUUGUGCAAGGGAUUCCCUGCUGAAUUUGCAAUGUACCUGAACUACUGCCGUGGAUUACGUUUUGAAGAAGCACCAGAUUACAUGUAUCUCCGACAGUUAUUCCGUAUUCUCUUCAGAACCUUAAAUCAUCAGUAUGACUAUACCUUUGACUGGACAAUGUUGAAGCAAAAGGCAGCACAACAGGCAGCUUCUUCUAGUGGGCAAGGGCAGCAGGCCCAAACACCCACAGGCAAACAAACUGAAAAGUCCAAGAGCAACAUGAAAGGUUUCUGAUCUCGAGGUUGAAUCAAAGGAGCAAAGCAGCAUGUGAGAGCAGGUUGCCUUUUGUCACUCCCCUUCUGAUUCUGGUUUUUGUUUCACAUGUACAUGCCAUUCAGUGGACAACCAUUAAACUGAAUUAAACUCUACUGGAUACAGCUGACUCUGGGAAGAGCAUAUAAAAACUGUACCUGCAUCUGUAGCAGCCUUUAAUCAAACUAAUUCCUGGAAAAGCGCAAUUUCACCUUUCAAAAUAGAGCAACUGAAGCAGACUUGACUUGCUGGUGUACAGUUUUCUUUAUUCAAUAAAUGGGAUGUAAGAAAGUGGUUGACACAAUGGAGAGAAAAUUAACAUUGUGAAUUUGCCAAUUUUUAUUUUCUUUUUUGUUUCUGCACUGCUUGGAAGUUGAAUAAUGUUUCUUAAGUGGCACAUGGAAGUUCCGUAAGCAAUCUCUGAAUUUCGCCCCAAACGUUUACUUGAAAGGUGCACUGCAUUCACCUAUGUUUUCCCUUGUAACAUAUUCCAAAUGAUAAAUAUCUUAAAGCUAGGAUUUCUUUAUUAAAUCACCCACAGCCAGUAGUGUAUCAAUAGCAACCAAAGAAUCCAUGUUUCCCGUUGGAAGGACUCUGCCUGCUGUCUUGUGCUAGAGUGGUAUCUUUUGUGAAGAAAUGACAAAAGUAGUGACUACUAGAUAAACCUAGAACUCCACAUUAAGUAUAUUGUACUUGGUUAUAAGAAAAGCUUAGUCAUCGCAAGCUUAACUAACAACUUAAGACUGAACUUGUUGCUUAGAUAGCAUUUUAAUCACUGUACACAUCUACUCUGACCUGAGAUUUACAUUGUUUUUGAACGUUGGAUUUUUUGUUUACAUGUUAAUUGAAUAAGAAUAUACAAUUCUUGUAAAAAAAAAAAGGGGUAAUUUUAUAUUGCUCUGAUAAACUUCCCUAUUUGUAAUGUAACUUCUGACCCAAAAACAUUCACUUUAAAAAAAAAAACUGUAAACUUGCAGAAGUCAGAUCAUUUAAAAAAUGUUGCAUUUCUUCACAGAUAGCUUUAGAUUUGUAGACGGAUGUACCUUUCUCUUUUUUUAAUACAAUGAGUAUUUUGUAUUUGCAGGGGCAUUAGCUUUGUUAUUGCUGCAAUUAAUUAAUUGAUUAUAAAAGGAAUGUGUCCAAGGUGGAGCCUCUGCUAAGCAAAUGCCAUUGUAUACUUCAAAGUUCAGUCAGUUUCUUUUGAAAUUUAAGUGUUGGAGGGCUUUUUUUUUACUUUUGAACUUGAUAUAAUGAAUGAAAGUAACAUGUUUUGCAGUCAAGGUGUACAGUGCAGUAAUGGCAACUGUUGCUGGCUGCGAUUCGGACCCAGAUGAAAUCUUUUAUUGCUAGAAGUACUUUAACAGUGUAAUUUAUUCCUUUUUAGCAUGUAAGAAUAAAUUAAACAAAAAUACAUGUCGACCACCUGACCAGUCUUAAUUUUUGGCAAUUUAUCACGCAAGAUAUUUGAGAAAGGAAUAAUGUUUGUGUUUCCAAACAAAAAGCGUAUAGUUCAGUUACUUUAAUUUUAAUUCAUUUGGUUUCUACCAUUUGGUGCCAUUAUUUGCGAGCCCUCUCCCCAAAAUUAUUCUUGAAGCAGAUAUUUCGAAGGAAGGUUAUUGUCUUUUGCCCUUCUGAUUUUAGUUUGUUGGUUCAGGAAGACCACUAAUGAUAGUGAUCUAAGAACCAAUCCAAUCUCCACUGAUUGCUCCUUCAAAUAGCUUGAGACAAUAGUUAUUUUCGAUUUGGCAUCUGUUAAAUGCAACUCUGUCUAGUUUCAGUUAUUUAUUAAAAUAUGAAAUUGGGUGGUUAUUUUCUGAUGGAGCAAAGAACAAUUUUAAUUUGAAGAUUACGUGGUAACCCAAAGUUCCCCAUUAACUAAGUUAGCCCUAAUUUUAAUGUUUGUACAUUCAGAUUACAUCCAGAACAUUUGCAAAGCACAUUCUCGCAUUGAAUCUUUGUCUAUUCCCAAUCUUGACCAAAGUUCCUGCUAAAUUCACUUUUUUUUAAAUAAUCUAGGUUAGUGUAGUAUAACGUUUCAAUAGCAGUGAUUAACUUGAUAAAUAUUUGGCUUGAGCUGAAAUCUGCAUACAAAAAGUUAAUUGUCUCCCCCAAGUUUGACUAGGUUAUUUCUUGUGAUCAGAAAUACAGGCCUGUUGCUGGAACCAUUGAAUAUUUUGCCUCUCAAAGCAGAGAAAUUAUUGUGAGACUUUAAGCACUCAAAAGUUGAAUGAUCUUAUGUUUGUGAUGAGAUGCAUUUUAAUACUGGUAUAUUGCUUCUUGUUUCCUUGCUUCUUAAGCUGCCCAUUACUGAAAGCUGUGAACGGUAAAGGAGAUGUGUCUUUGGUCAUGCAGUGUUAAAGGCAUGCAGGAACAUCAUCGAUUGAUUGUACUUAUUUCCUGAUUGUUGAUUCCAUUAACUUAAUAAAAGAAUGUCAGGAAGUGAAUUCAACCAUAGCUGAAAUAUCAGCAUGCAGGUAGCUACUGACCAGAGGCAUAGUUUUCUCCCGAGUGUGAAACAUUUUGUGUAAAAUCAAUUUUGUCAAUUGAAUAUUCAAAAACAAAUUGUAGAGCCUAUUUCAAAAUAACAGCUAAGAAAAGAUGCCAUGAUUAUUUCUUUUGACAGUGCAUUGAAUUGUUAAAAGUAUUGAAUAUCUAAUAGUUAUACUGGCAAAUAGCUUUUUUUUUUAUCAUAGUCCCUGAAGGACUGAGCUACUGCUUUCUUAAUUUUCUUUUGGUCUACUCUAGUUCUUAUUUUUAUCAUUGUUUUUCAGAAUGUGAGAGUUCAAUUAUAUGGGUUUUAUAUCAAAUAUCUGUAUAUAUCGGGAUAUUGUGACAUCCAGAGAUGGAACAGUAAUGUUUGCCAAUCAGCAUGCAAUUUUUGAAGUGUGAUACAGCUGUAUUCUGUUCCAUCUAUUUGAAAGUUCUGAAAUAAAAUACAAAUUGUUUUGAAUUAACA
Molecule: messenger RNA, 4269 nt
Organism: Amblyraja radiata (thorny skate)
Lineage: Eukaryota; Metazoa; Chordata; Chondrichthyes; Rajiformes; Rajidae
Gene: csnk1a1
Product: casein kinase 1, alpha 1
Exons: 11
Coding region: 198-1295 (365 amino acids)
Biological process (GO): protein phosphorylation
Molecular function (GO): ATP binding; protein kinase activity
Source: RefSeq, a predicted model, not a curated record